AUGGCCAACACCUCUCGAGAAGGCACCAAGCCUCAAAUCAAUCGCCAAACGACGACACCUUUCCAUUUGAAGCUCUUCUAUCGUGUGAAUUCUUACCACCCCAUAUCCGACUACAGUAUCCCAGCUCCUUCGCGCCGCAGCGGCCCUGUCAGCGGUCCCAAUGCCAUUCGCGCGCCCUCUCCUCUGCCAGCUGCUGCACCUCUUCCUCCACACCUUGAGAUCUACACAUGGCAAUCAUGCACACUACGCGAACUCUCACAGCUUCUCACUUCUGCACUUCCUACAUUACUGCCCGACCCGCCCGUGGGUACCCGCCUCUGCUUCCGUCUGAUCUAUCCUGACGCGAAAAGCGCAGCGAUGAUUGGACCUGAUGCGCGUGGUCGAUACAUGAGCCGGGACUUGGGGAGUGUGAUUGUUGGACCGAGAGAUAGUCCAUACCGUGGGGAGGAAGAGGCCGAUGAUCGCGCGGAGGCACGCCCUCGCGCAGGACCUAUGCGCUUCCAGGGCUCCGAUGCAGACAAGGCCUUGCAAGAUGCCCGCUUUAUCAUUGGUGAUUACAUUGAAUGUGCUAUUUUACCGCCGCUGGAGGAUGGGUCAGUUGCGCCAGUUCUUCGUAGUACUCCCGGUCCGCCGCCGCCUGUGGGAGGUGGCAUGCGCGCAUUCCGAGACAAUGGAUAUGGAGGACGGGGCGGCCGAGGUGGUCCCCGGGGAGGUGAUCGUGGGCCUCCUGCUCUUCCUGCAGGCGACUGGAAACGAGGAGAAAGGCUACCAGAUGGAGGUCCUCGGGGUGGAGGUCCUCGGGGUGGAGGUCGUCGGAAUUGGGCGCCGUAUUGA
Molecule: messenger RNA, 834 nt
Organism: Penicillium subrubescens
Lineage: Eukaryota; Fungi; Ascomycota; Eurotiomycetes; Eurotiales; Aspergillaceae
Product: SAP18 family protein
Exons: 1
Coding region: 1-834 (277 amino acids)
Biological process (GO): negative regulation of DNA-templated transcription
Cellular component (GO): nucleus
Molecular function (GO): transcription factor binding; transcription corepressor activity
Source: RefSeq, a predicted model, not a curated record